This is a messenger RNA of Sorghum bicolor (sorghum), 3361 nucleotides long. RefSeq lists its product as uncharacterized. The record is from RefSeq and is a predicted model, not a curated record. Lineage: Eukaryota; Viridiplantae; Streptophyta; Magnoliopsida; Poales; Poaceae. Bases 73 to 3219 code for a protein of 1048 amino acids. The transcript is spliced from 5 exons.
GCCUCUCGUGAGGCCGAAAGAGGCCAGCACGCGCUGCUGCUCGAUCGGACGGGGGAACAGGACGAGGACGACAUGGGGCGCCUCCAGCACCACCACCGCUCACGGUCCGCCUCCUCCUUCGCGCGCUCCUCCGAGACAACCAUCGCCGACCUCGACGUGCGCAGCCUCGGCUCCACCGCCGUCGCCGCGGAAACCGUUGAGUGCCCAUUCGGGAACGUCGAUGGCCUCUCCCGUGCCGAGCUCCGGGAGGCCGCGUACGAGGUCUUCUUCAUGUCGUGCCGCGCGGCCGGGGGAAAGGGAGGAGGCGGCGCCGGGCUGAACUAUUACCAGUCGGGCGGGGACGGCGGCGGGGGAGACGGCGGGUCGCCGACGAUCGGGUCCGGCCCGAGAGGCGGCACGGGGAUGAAUGUCGUCAGCAGCAGGGUGAAGAGGGCGCUGGGGCUCAAGGCGCGGCGGUCGUCGCAGCCCACCGUGCGGAGCAGCAUGAACUCGUCGUCCGCGCCGGGGUCGCCUGGCCGGAUGCGCUCGGCGAGGGACAGGGACCAGGCGCCCGGGUCGCCGGGGAAGACAAGGCGCCCGAUGACCUCGGCCGAGAUCAUGCGGCAGCAGAUGCGGGUCCCGGAGCAGAGCGACGCCCGCCUGCGCAAGACGCUCAUGCGCACCCUCGUCGGCCAGGUGGGGAAGAAGGCGGACACGAUCAUCCUGCCGCUCGAGCUGCUCCGGCAGCUGAAGGUGGCCGACUUCGCCGACGGCGGCGAGCACCACCAGUGGCAGCGCCGGCAGCUCAAGCUCCUGGAGGCGGGCCUCAUCCACCACCCGUCCCUCCCGCUGGACCGCCUCAACGCCUCCGUGCUCCGGUUCCGGGAGAUCACGCAGGCCGCCGACGCGCGCGCCAUCGACACCGGCAAGGCCUCCGACACCAUGCGCGCCCUCUCCGACUCCGUGCUCGCCCUCGCCUGGCGCUCCGCUCCCGGCACCGGCCCCCCAGGCGAGGCCUGCCACUGGGCCGACGGGUACCCUCUCAACGUGAUCCUCUACGUCUCUCUGCUCCAGGCCAUCUUUGACCUCAAGGAGGAAACCGUUGUGCUCGACGAGGUGGAUGAGCUCCUAGAGCUCAUGAGGCGGACAUGGACGACGCUGGGGAUCGACAAGAUGAUCCACAACGCGUGCUUCGCCUGGGUCCUCUUCCAGCAGUACGUGGCCACCGGGCAGAUCGAGCCGGACCUCGCCGGCGCCGCGCUCACGGUGCUCGGUGACGUGGCAACCGACGCCAAGCAGGAGGACCGUGACCCGGUGUACGCCCGGGUGCUCUCCAGCGUUCUCGGCGCGAUACAUGAUUGGUCGGAGAAACGAUUGCUUGACUACCAUGAAUGGUACGGGAAGGGCAUGGCUGCCACCAGCACUGGGGCAAUGGUGAGUGCCCUGUCGCUGGUACUUUCCACGAGCAAGAUCAUCGCAGAGAGUGUGCCUGGUUUGGGCAUCACUAUAGCAGACUCCGAGCACGAAGGCGACGGCAUCGGGAGCUUCGCUGGCAACCGUGUGGAUCACUACGUGAGGUGCUCCAUGAGAAAUGCAUUCACCAAGACGCUGGAGAACGAGCUUGGGCAAGGAAACAGCAUGAUCAUCCAACGCGACGACGACCCCAGCGAGAUCGUGGCACGGCUCGCCCAGGACACGGAGCAGCUGGCUCAGUUCGAGCUGGACAACUUCAGCCCGGUGCUGAGGCGGUGGCACCCGUUCCCGGGCGCGGCCGCCGUGGUCACCCUCCACAGCUGCUACGGCGUCGUGCUGAAGCAGUACGUGGCCAAGGCCACGUGCCUGACCAACGAGCUCGUGCACGUGCUGCACGCGGCGGGCAGGCUCGAGAAGGCCCUGGUGCCGAUGAUGGUCGAAGACGUGGCGGACAGUGACGACGGCGGCCGGGCGCUGGUCAGAGAGGUCGUCCCCUACGAAGUGGAGUCCCUCGUGGCGCGCUUCCUCAGGACCUGGAUCGAGGAGAGGCUCAGGAUUGCCAGGGAGUGCCUCCUGAGGGCCAAAGACACUGAGAGUUGGAUACCAAAGUCCAAAGGCGAGCCGUAUGCGCGAUCUGCGGUGGAGCUGAUGAAGCUGGCCAAGGCGACCGUCGACGAGUUCUUCGGGAUCCCAGUGAACGCGAGGGACGACAUGGUUCAGAACGUCGCCGACGGCUUGGGUGCCAUCUUUCAGGAGUACAUCACCUUCCUCGCGUCUUGUGGCACCAAGCAGAGCUACAUCCCGUCGCUGCCUCCGCUGACUAGGUGCAACCAGGACUCGAAGAUCAUCAGGCUCUGGAAGAAGGCGGCGACGCCGUGCCGAGACCCCGGGACGAGCCCACGCGGCCGCGUCCACCACAGCCAGAGCGCGUCCGUCUCGGGCGGCAACAACCCGCGCCAGUCCACCAGCCGCGGCACGCAGCGCCUCUACAUCCGGCUCAACACCCUCCACUACCUGCUCAGCCACAUCCAGGCGCUCGACAAAUCCCUCUCCUUCUUCUCGCACGGCGGGUGCACCUCGCCGCCGUCGUCCAGCCACCUCGCGCCGCAGUCGUCCAGCCACUUCGACCGUGCCCGCGCCGCGGCGCAGUCGGCCAUCGUCCAUGUCGCCGAGGUCGCCGCGUACCGCCUCAUCUUCUUGGACUCGCACCACUCCUUCUACGGCGGCCUCUACGUCGGCGGCGUCGCCGACGCCCGCAUCCGCCCCGCGCUUCGCGCGCUGAAGCAGAACCUGUCGCUGCUCGUCUCCAUCCUCGUCGACCGCGCGCAGCCGGUGGCCGUCCGGGAGGUGAUGAAGGCCUCGUUCCAGGGGUUCCUGAUCGUCCUGCUUGCCGGUGGCAACGACAGGAGCUUCACCAUGGAGGACCACGCGAUGAUCGAAGAGGACUUCCGGAGUCUGAAGCGAGCCUUCUGCACCCGCGGCGAGGGGCUCGUGUCGGAAGACGUGGUCGAGGCCGAGGCCCGGGCCGCGGAAGGCGUCGUCGCGCUCAUGGCGCAGCCGGCGGAGCAGCUCGUGGAGGAGUUUGGCAUCGCGGCGUACGAGUGCACCGAGGCCAUCUCCGACAGGCAGCGCCUACCGAUGCCGCCGACGACCAGGCGGUGGAGCCGCCGUGACCCAAACACCAUCCUGCGCGUGGUGUGCCAUCGCGACGACGAUGUCGCCAACCACUUCCUGAAGCGCACAUUUCAACUUCCCAAGAGGCGGUAACUGCUGACUAGGCGCUCGCAGUGUUUUUUAUCGUUGCGGCUAUUGUGUGUGUUGCAGACUUCAUUUUGCAUAUACUAUUAACAUUAACAUGGGUGUAUGUGUAUUAAUUUAUAACAAGUAUCUGAAAACAAAUACGCUUGAA